AUGAGAGAAGCCCUCCCAACUCGCUCAAUAGUCUCCCCAUUUUCUUCUCUGCCGCCCACAGUAGCUAGGCAUGGCGCGUCUGGCUCGGUCCUUGGGUACCUCCCAUACCGCUGUAGAGCAUGGUCAGACUUCUUCAGCACGGACGAGGCCUGCCAUCCCAGCCUGAUUGACGACGCCUUCGCGUUCCAGUCAGACGACGACAUGCGUGUCCCGUGGUUCUCUCCGCCGCCACGUCACCGCAUCCGCCGACAAGGUGAUAUUAAAUAAUCCACUUUGCUUCGAUGGAAAGAUGGUUGUGCCCAAGUGAAACGUGCGUUGCUGGAUACUCGAGAAAACUUGUUUUCGCUAAUAUUUUUUUCAAGCGUUUGCUUUCUUUGGGUUCUUAUCGCUGUCCCACCGCAAGAGGAACAUACAUGCUUCUCCAAACACGCGUUCCACGAUACCUCCACAUCGUGCAUCAUACCUUCAUCUCGUACAUCUCUUGUCGAGCAUCCCAUCGCCGCUUUCACCCUAG
Mycena indigotica is the source of this 514-nucleotide messenger RNA. RefSeq lists its product as uncharacterized. The transcript has 7 exons. The record is from RefSeq and is a predicted model, not a curated record. Bases 1 to 267 code for a protein of 88 amino acids. NCBI's taxonomy places the organism in Eukaryota, Fungi, Basidiomycota, Agaricomycetes, Agaricales, Mycenaceae.